This is a messenger RNA of Vitis riparia (riverbank grape), 3059 nucleotides long. RefSeq lists its product as uncharacterized. The record is from RefSeq and is a predicted model, not a curated record. The coding region runs from base 669 to 1547 and encodes 292 amino acids. NCBI's taxonomy places the organism in Eukaryota, Viridiplantae, Streptophyta, Magnoliopsida, Vitales, Vitaceae. The transcript is spliced from 3 exons.
GUUUCUAAAGCUCUUCCUUUUGCCUUCAUUUAUUUUGAAUUUUGCUUACUGCAACUCCAAUCGUCGCCUUUCCCGUCGUUCUACCGUUUAUCUUCUCCGAUGGCUUUUGCAUUCCGUGCUACAACGACUCUGAUUUUUGUUCAUUUUCCCGGUGGUCCCAUCGCUUUUUUGAGUUCUACUUCGGGUGAGCUUUGUUUUUGCUAACGGCUCUUUCCUUGGGUUUCGGUAAGCCAUUACUCUCUAGCAUUGACUUCUUUAUUUUCAAUGUUCAUUUAGUUGUCAUUGGGAUUGUCUCUAAGUUUGGGGCUUUUUUGGGUAUAAUAUGGACGUUGCAGUGUGUAGAACAUAGGGUUUUGGUGCUUUUCUAGGGAGGGGAGUCGCCGCUAGUGGUAGAACUGAUGGCAUUUAUUAAGACUAGGGUUUUUUGUCCGUAUUUCGUUUUUGUUGGCUUGUUGACUUGAGGUCUUUGUGUGGCAUGGUUAGGGAAAACCUUGGUUAGGGCUUGCCCUGCAGGUUGGGCCAAGCGCUCCGUCCAAAUACGGGUUCAGGCCUAUAUAGGCUGACCAUUGCACAUCUGAGGUACUACCUAUCGACAGAAGGGUAGGAUGAGUGCUUUCUAAUAUCUGGUCGUUGUAUCAUGCAGAUCUUAUUCGGCCCACUACUUCAACAUGUUAGCACAAGGGGGUGUUGCUUUUACCAGUGCAGCUGGUAAGGGCAAGAAAGAUGGUUGGACAAGAAAAGGUGUCGACCGUACCUAUCUAGAAAAGCCUAUCGAACUCCAUUCUGAAUGGGAGUUUAGGGAGCAAUUCCGCAUUCCGAAUGACAUAUCCAUACGCUUGAUGAACAGUGGCCCUGUGCCUACCGAGAAAGAGUCCCAUAACGUCGUCGUCUUCAGUAAGGAGCAAUUCAAUGUCAGGCUCCACUUCCCUCUUCUUUCACUCUUCAGGCAAUUUCUUCACUUCACGAAGUUCCCCCCAGUCUUCCUUCAUCUGAACGCGAUCAGAGUACUAAUGGGAAGUAGCAUUUUGGAUGUGCUAUUCCACUUGGACCUUUCCCUGUUAAAGGUCAUUUUUAUUUAUAAUGUCAAGAUGAGUGAGAAAGGGAUAUUCAUCCUGUCCGCUCAUAUCCUUUCCCUUCAGUUGGUGAUGGGGCUUCCGAAUUCUACCAAGGACGCUACUAAAGGGCAUGUCAUUGUUUCGGGCCCCUGGGCUGGCUUACUCGAGCAUCCGAGCCGAGAGUUCAAACCCUGUCAUUCGUUGGAGAUUCCGGAAAAGAAUAAGAGAAUUCGGCUCGUAGAGUGGGUGGAAAAAGCUUUCUUUGACUGGCUUAACAAGUUAUUUGUGAUUUCUGCCAGCGAGUGGCAUUAUCAGACCAUGCUGACUGAUCGGAACUUGUUAGCAGUGGUCCAAGAGUCACAGUCGUACGUUCUCCCCAUCCUUCCCCGUCUUACGCCCAAAGUUUUGGUGCCCGGUGAACAUCACAUAUUGAAGGAUCUUCCUUUCUACGAGGAGGUACGAGUAGCAGACACAAAGGCACGACAAGACUGACUUGAUCAAAGAGAGAAGAAACAUUAGGAAGGGAUGUUGAGACAAGCUCUAGGUGUAAGCCGUACUGCCACCAACUCUACUGCCCAUCUCCCUGCCAAGAGGAAGCCCGUCCUUCAGCCUACUAGGAAAGUGUUGAAUCUAUCUCCAUCUAUUUCUUCUCUUAAGCUUUCUUCUGCGGCCAACACCAACUAGGAUUCAACCAGAUUGCCCUCCAUAGGGGCCAAUCCAAAUCAGGAGCUUGAGUUUGUGGUGCCUUGUAUUAUCCUUGAGCCAAAAGAAGAAGAAAUGGCACCGAACUUGACGGUUGGUUUUAAGGAGAGACAAUGUAAAUGCCUCUCUGAGUGACUUCUAACUGCCCAUCCGCCUACUAAGAGGACUUGCCUAGAGGACCCUCACAAGGUGUCGGUCUUGAAUGCUUCUCUGGCGCCAAUGCCUCCAUCUGAUGUCGCUGGAUCCGGUCAAGCGUUGGUUAUGAGUUCUUCUGCUGAGAAGGACGCAUGUCCGGUGCAAGAAAUGACCUCCAUUAGUCAGACUCUAGGUGAUGAUCAUAAUGACAAAGAUGGCCCGGUCAACUCUCACACUCCUAGUUGGGAUGAGAUAGUGGAAUUGUUGAAGCAGGUUCCUUACUUCACUAAGCUUGAGCCUCCUUCAACUGAUAUGAAUGACUUCUUUCCACUCACCAAUCGGUUCUUCAUGAAGAUGGCUGGUGACCUCUCCAUUAUUGUCGCACCUCGUCUUCCACGCGGUACUCCAGAAUUCGUCAUUUCUCGCAUUCAGCCAAUGAUGGAGUACACCGCUGUUGAGACGAUUGAAGUGGUGGUGACAUGUGUCUGCAACUUGAUGCAGAAAUGAGCCUUACUUUUCAAGUGGUUGGAGGUCGUGGAGACCAUGAGGGUAUUUUUACUCGGCGGCUAGACGAGAAUGAAGAACUCCGCACCCAGCUCGAACGAGCAGAAAGUGACCUGGUUGUCGCUCAGAAGGCUAUUGUUGACGAGGCCAUGUUGCAAAAGAAUGUAGAAGAGGAAAGAGAGGUGGCAAAAGUCGAGGCAUGUCUGGUGAAAGAUGAGAGGGAAGUUGCAGAGGCUAAGUGCAAGAAUGUUUAGCAUAGGAAAGAUUUACUGAAGAAAGAGCUAGAUGAGCUCCAAGUGGAUUCCGCUACUUAGAGGAAUAAGCUAGAGGAGCUCCAGGCGGGGUUUGCUGCUGAUAAGAAGGAGCUGGAGAAUGAGUAUCAAAAGUAAGUUGACAAUAUGUUCUUUUUUGGCUACCAAUGUUGUAUGAGGAAGAACAGCAUCACCCAAGAUAUUCCUAACUACCCCUCUGAUAAAGGGAAUGCAGCAGUCAGUGGCCUUGCCCAAGGAGAUAAAGAUUCGGAUGCAGUUUGGCCCUCUGGUGGGCAGUAAUUGUUUGCUUGCAUUUUUUCCUUUUUCCUUUUUCCUUUUUCCUAUUGCCUUGUCCGAACUUGAUUUGGUAAUGAACAUCUUUGGUUAUCAAUGACUACUUGUUUAUUUUUAA